This is a messenger RNA of Hordeum vulgare subsp. vulgare (domesticated barley), 5049 nucleotides long. Its product is annotated as pseudo histidine-containing phosphotransfer protein 2. Gene Ontology annotation, molecular function: histidine phosphotransfer kinase activity; protein histidine kinase binding. The transcript is spliced from 7 exons. Lineage: Eukaryota; Viridiplantae; Streptophyta; Magnoliopsida; Poales; Poaceae. Gene Ontology annotation, cellular component: cytoplasm; nucleus. The record is from RefSeq and is a predicted model, not a curated record. The coding region runs from base 4298 to 4753 and encodes 151 amino acids. Gene Ontology annotation, biological process: phosphorylation; cytokinin-activated signaling pathway; phosphorelay signal transduction system.
UCAUCUUUGUCGCCGUCCUAACUCCAAACUAAUCUCUCCUUGCGGCAAAAUAAUACUCCCACCUCCGGAAUUAUUUGUCGAAAAAUGAAUAAAAAUGGAUGUAUCUAGUAGAUACAUCCAUUCCUCGACAAGUAUUUUCGAACGAAGAGAGUAUUGUUGUUCGGUCUGCUUAUGUUGGGUUUUCAGCACAGGUAUUAAAGAUUCUUCGUGAGCUAUUGCAGUGUGUAGUUAAGAGAGACAUGGAUUGCUUUUACUAAACUUGUUCCAGAGAUUCAAUGCUAGCAUACUGUCUCUAUUAUUAUCUUUCUCCACAUACUACAGGUGGAACAUUCAGAAUAAUAUAUGAAUAUUUACUUAUUUAAGUCGCAUAUAUGUCUGCUAGGCUGAGUGCAAACUUUAUUGGAAGCCUCAAAAUGCCUCCAUGUAUGCAUGAUAUUUAAUUUUGUACUCCCUCUGUCCCAAAAUAGUGUCUCAAGCUUAGUACAAUUUUAUACUAGAGCUAGUACAAAGUUAAGCCACUUAUUUUGGGACGGAGGGAGUAUGAUAUUACUGUGACAUCUCCAACAAAUUUGUCUCAAACAGAGGCAAAUGGAACAUUGUCCUUGAGAAUUACUCCCUCCGUAAAGAAAUAUAAGAGUGUUUAGAUCACUACUAAAGAAAUACAGAGGGAGUAAUAUUUAUUGCAGUGACCAUAAGUGGUUUUUGACAGAGAUGAUAGACAACAUGGCCCUUUCCAGUUUUCACUAUAAAAUGUGGCAUAUACCAUGAGGUCAUCAUAUAGAUUAGUAGCUUUAGGUAGGAAAUGGGCGAUAUACCAGAAGUUCACCGUAUAGAUUGGUAGACUUAGAAAAUAUAAGCAUGUGUUUCACCAAUAGAUACCUAGGUGAUGUAAAUUUGAGUCACUGCCUCACGGCUGUGUGAAUCUCAUCCGUGGAAACUAUGAUCUAUGUUUGCAUGGUGACUAUAUAUCCUCGAUAUAGCAAUGAAAUGGAGGGCCAACCUUUGUCAAUUGCUCCCAGAUCAAUGGUUUCCGUUAUCUUUUGUUACUUGUUUCAAUGAUUGUGGUACUUGGUUAAAUGAUUUGAGUGAUUGUAAUACUUAUAAGAAAUGAUUGUAUUGUUUAGUAAUAACAGCACUGUGUUCCAAGAUUAUCCAAACCAAACAAAGCCCAAAUGAAAUCACUUAAAUAAGUGCUCAUAUAUCAUAUAUUCCAGGCUAGUACCUCACAACUUUACUGUGUUGAGGACAGCAGGUGGCCAACCAUGGUCAGCGUUCUCUAUCAGGAGGCAAAAAAACAGAACGGAGUGACAGUCGAGCUGGCCUGACAUGGUUCCUGAAAUGGUAAGAUAUUCAUGGUUGUCUUGUUGCUGAUUUUUUACACGGCAAGCUCUUCCUACUGAUUAUUAAUGCAUUUUGAUUUGUGUCUUGUAAAGUGGGUUCUGUUCUAUGAUUCCUGAUCCCUCUGUUCUGGACUUGCCGGAAAUGAUACCAUCACUAGGUGUCAAGGAGCAGUUUAUGUUUACACUUCUCUUGGUGAACCAUAUUUUUUUUAAUCAGCUACCAGCUUUACAUCUGGCAGAAGCCAAGUUCAAGGAAACAUGAUGAAUCUAAAUUCAGGCCUUCGCCGAUGUUGUCCCACGUUGGAAAAAAGUUACAAAUAUACUCUUUCAGCAGCACCACUGCUCUUAUAUCGCCAACAUUCUAGUUCCGCUAAGUCAUCGCCUCAUUCUCCAAGUAGCCAGACAAACCUUAUAUUAUACUGAUUUAUGUGGAUAUGAUGUUAAGUUUUUGCUGUCCAGAAAUAUCAUAUUUAGGGGAGGUAGUGUCCUAUAAACCUCUAAGAUUUGAAGAUUGAGCUCAGUAACAUUUGGGUGAUAUGUAAAAUUCAAUCUCAGAAUGAAUAUUUAUUUUUAACCGAUCAUUUCUAUUGCUCUUGCUGUUUAUCUUUUUCAUAUUUUCCAAAUGCAGUUCAGUUUGUUGUCGGAAUUUUACAAGUUUGUACAAUAUCAUCUCCCAUACAUAUGCCAUUUUCUUUUGAGAAACUAUUAUUAAUUCGACGCAUGGUUUCCGUGGAGAGGGUGUUGAAGUGUAUAUGUGGAUUGUCUAGCCCUUUCCAUCAGCUUGGAAUUUUGGUUGCGUUGGCUAGUGCAUGAAGCAUAACAGAGAUUUCACCGGAUAUUUACUCUAUGAACAGAAGAAGUCUGCGUCAAUCUAAACUCGGCCAGCUGGGUUAGUGAACAGCUGACCUGAUUGUCUGUACACCCUUUAGAGUUAAUCGCAUCCUAGUUUAUGCCCUUUGUCAUGGAGAAGUAGAGGCACAUAUGUCAACCACAAUAUCUCUUACCUUUAAUAGUCUCAGAAUAUGUUUUGCCUGUAGCAUUGCAUAUGCACAUUCCUUUCUUACUUGCUAUAUUUCAGUGUAGCAGGCAAAUAAUUUUGAUUAUGACAGUUAGAUGGGUAUAUUGUCUUUAAUAGCUUGAAAAUUCGUUUAGUAUAUUACCUGCACAAGAGAAAAUUUAAAACCGACCGUAAAACAACACAUAAUGAAAAAUUGUUAAUAAAUGUUCAGAAAACUUUCUACUAGUACGCAGCACAAUUUAAUCGUGUUCUUAGACAGAUAGACAAAUUUGCGAAUGCUAGAAUGAGUUGGUUUGAUUUUUUCAGUAGUUAUUAUUCUCCUAUCUAUAGAAGAGAUAUGCCACCACACUCGGUGAAAAGAAGAGGGUUCACCAAGACAAUGCGGUCUUGUAAACCUCACACCCAAAGAAUGAAAUUAGCCAGGUAACAGUGAAUACAAAAAGUUAGAUGGGUAUAUUGUCUUUAAUAGCUUGAAAAUUCAUUUAGUAUAUUAUCUGCACAAGAGAAAAUUUAAAAUCGGCAGUAAAACAACACAUAAUGAAAAAUUGUUAAUAAAUGUUCAGAAAACUUUCUACUAGUACGGAGCACAAUUUAAUCGUGUUCUUAGACAGAUAGACAAAUUUACAAAUGCUAGAAUGAGUUGGUUUGAUUUUCUCAGUAGUUAAUAUUCUCCUAUCUAUAGAAGAGAUAUGCCACCACACUCGGUGAAAAGAAGAGGGUUCACCAAGAUAAUGCGGUCUUGUAAACCUCACACCAAAGAAUGAAAUUAGCCAGGUAACAGUGAAUACAAAAAGGGUUCCAUACAAAAUCAAAUGGUCCUGAUCCAAGAUGAGCUCUUGAGCAGUUGGCAUAUAUCACAUCUGCCAUUCGAUGGACCUGAAAAGAUGCGUUGGAAGUUUGGAACAAUUUUUCAUUUUUAUGUAAGAGCUCCUUGGUUGAUUUUUAUUUUGUUGCACUUAAUUGAACUCUCUAGUGCAGGAUCCAAUCCUGCAGAAUACAAAUGUAAGUUUUAUGUGUAAGUUUUACUUAGUGCCCUUAUUCUCAUAGAUGUCAUCUCUCCUUGCUUCAGAUUUUAUGUGAUUGGCAAUAGGCUUGUUUUGGAAUAUGCAUUGCAAGGUGCACAUGCAACGAUUCUUGCAAUUGUUAGAGUAGUGAGGUGAUGGUUUUGCCACCUCUUGCUCUGUGAUCAGAUUUGUUCUCUGCGGCUAUUGUUUGCUAUGCAUCUUGUGGCAUGAUUCGCCAAGAUAAGAACUUUACUGACACUAACCAUUUAAGCCAAUACCUGUCGUUUUAAUAUGCUGUUCGAGGUUAAGAUUCUCUUAUCACUAUCCUGUAGAGAUACCAAAAAGUCAUUAUCACCGCUCCAAUUAUGCAUUAUUCCUCUUCCUUUUCAGCACUUAUCUAAAGUAGUGGAUGGGACCAAACAAAUACACAACUAUAACCCAAAAACCAUGGGUGUAGCUACUGGAAAGGUUUAUCCAUCCUUUUCUGUAUGAAGUGGAAUAAAGGGAGAAUUUCCUGCCCACCAUGCAUCUUCCUUUUUAUCAUCCAGUUUUUGGUUUCAGUGUGAAAGCAUGGUGAUGACACUGUUUCUCUUCUUCCUUUUCGAUAGGAUGCCUGUUUCGUCCAUUUGCUGGUUACACCUCACACCCAAUUUUUGCUGUUAGCCUUUCCUGACAUUGUUUUAGGAAUGUGAGAUGUGGAGAAAAGGAGCCGAUAGUUGAGCUUCUUUGGAUCAUCAGAUGAUGGAUCUAUCUGAGCUGUCAAGCUUUAAUGAUCUUACAUCUUUUUCUUGCAUCAGAGAUGCUUGUAGAUGUUUUUACAAUCAAUUUUUUUUAAUUGCAGGAAGUAUACAGCUCUAAGUGAUUGGACAUCAAGAUAUAUACACAUACCCAUCUCAGUUCUCUCUGUCUGCUUGUACUGACAUAUAAGGCCAACUAUGGAUUACUCAAAUUUGCGUCGCCAAAUUACCUUCAUGAAGAAAAGUUUCUUUGAUCAGGGUUACCUUGAUGAACAGUUUCAUCAGCUGGAAGAACUGCAGGACGAAUCAAGCCCCAAUUUUGUUGAGGAAGUUGUGGUUUUGUUUCUGAAAGAUUCGCCGAGAUUGUUGUCAAACAUAGAACAAACAAUUGGGAAGUACCCUCAGGAUUUCUACCGGUUAGAUUCUCUUGUGCACCAGCUCAAAGGCAGCGGAUCCAGCAUUGGAGCAGUGAGGAUGAAGAACGAGUGCUCGGUGUUUAAGGCACACUGCAAUGACAGGAAUCUGGAAGGAUGCCGCAGGUCACUGCAGAAGAUGAAGAGGGAGCAUGCCACUCUGAAGCAGAAGCUGGAGUCAUAUUUUCAGUUGCUGCGGCAAGUCGGGCCUCGCGAGCAUGCCGUCAACUCAAGGAACUAAGAGGAUAGCAUAUGGAAUGCAGUUCCAAGGGAAAUAAGGGACGAGCUACCUCUGUCCCUUGGGAGUUUUUAUCAUCCAUAAUUUUUGCUUGCUUUUUACCUGGGCUCUUUUGUUGUUCAUGGGUGGUCUAGUUCUUUGCUGUGUGAAGUUUGCUAUGGGGAAUGCCAUGAUGUAAUCGAACUCUGAGUAGCUGUGCCCCAAAUGUAAUGAUACUAAUAUGAGUUGUGCCAUACUGCCAUACUGGAGUCUCUUCUCGUGUGAAUACUACAAAUCAUUGCAGCUGGCCUGCAAACUCA